This is a messenger RNA of Conger conger (European conger), 2919 nucleotides long. RefSeq names its product potassium voltage-gated channel subfamily H member 8-like. The transcript is spliced from 17 exons. The coding region runs from base 1 to 2919 and encodes 972 amino acids. Gene Ontology annotation, molecular function: voltage-gated potassium channel activity. The record is from RefSeq and is a predicted model, not a curated record. Gene Ontology annotation, biological process: potassium ion transmembrane transport; regulation of membrane potential. Gene Ontology annotation, cellular component: membrane. NCBI's taxonomy places the organism in Eukaryota, Metazoa, Chordata, Actinopteri, Anguilliformes, Congridae.
AUGCCUGUUAUGAAAGGAUUAUUAGCGCCUCAGAAUACCUUUCUGGACACUAUUGCAACACGUUUUGACGGCACACACAGUAACUUCAUUCUGGCAAAUGCUCAGGUGUCCAAGGGCUUCCCGAUCGUGUACUGCUCGGAUGGUUUCUGUGAGCUGACUGGCUUUGCACGCAGUGAGGUUAUGCAGAAGAGCUGCGCGUGUAAGUUUCUGUUUGGAAAAGACACCAGCGAGCAGAUGAUCCUCAACAUUGAUAACUCCCUUGAGGAACGUACGGAAUUCAAGGGAGAGAUAACAUUUUACAAGAAGAGUGCUGAUUUAUUCUGGUGCCUCCUGGAAAUAGUUCCUAUUAAAAAUGAAAAAGGAGAUGUGGUCCUCUUCUUGGCAUCUUUUAAGGACGUCACAGAUACAAAGGACAAGAUAAUCCCAGAGGGUAAGAGGGAAGGGAAAAACAAGGGCAGGGUCAAAACAGGGCCUCCCCUAAGUACAGCCAGAAAUCGAAGCCGGACUAUCUUAUACCAGAUCUCUGGACAUCUGCACAGUCGACAGAAGAAGAGCAAACUGAAGCUGAACAAGAAUGUGUUUGGAGAUCCGCCGGCUCUUCCUGAGUACAAGGUCGCAGAUGCAAAGAAAUCAAAAUUCAUCCUGCUGCACUUCAGUACCUUCAAAGCAGGCUGGGACUGGCUGAUCUUGCUGGCCACAUUUUACGUGGCUGUGACAGUGCCAUACAACGUGUGCUUCAUCGGAGAUGAUGAUGACCUCACCAGAAGCACCACUGUCAGCGACAUUUCUGUAGAGAUUCUUUUCAUAAUUGAUAUUGUUCUCAAUUUCCGCACAACAUAUGUGAGCCAAUCAGGACAAGUUAUCUUUGAUGCUCAGUUAAUUUGCAUCCAUUAUAUGACCACAUGGUUCAUCAUUGAUCUUGUGGCCGCCCUCCCAUUUGACCUUCUCUAUGCCUUUAAAGUCAGUGUGGUGUCAGUGGUACAUCUGCUGAAGACGGUGCGUCUGCUGCGCUUGCUGCGCUUGCUGCAGAAGAUGGACCGCUACUCCCAGCACAGCACGGUGGUGCUGACCCUGCUGAUGUCCAUGUUCGCCCUGCUCGCCCACUGGAUGGCCUGCAUCUGGUACAUCAUCGGCAAGAAAGAGCUGGAGGCCAACGCGUUCUCCUGGGACAUUGGUUGGCUUCAGGAGCUGGGGAAACGCCUGGAGUCUCCGUACACCAGUGGGAACGGCACAGCCGGACCCCCCAUCCGGAGCGUCUACAUCACCUCGCUCUACUUCACCCUCAGCAGCCUCACCAGCGUGGGCUUCGGUAAUGUCUCCGCCAAUACCGACGCGGAGAAGAUCUUCUCCAUCUGCACCAUGCUCAUCGGAGCCUUAAUGCAUGCCCUUGUGUUCGGGAACGUGACGGCCAUCAUCCAGCGCAUGUACUCCCGCUGGUCCCUCUACCACACCCGCACCAAAGACCUGAAGGACUUCAUCAGGGUCCACCAUCUGCCCCAACAGCUCAAGCAGAGGAUGCUGGAGUACUUCCAGACAAUCUGGUCCGUCAACAACGGGAUCGACUGCAACGAACUGCUGAAGGACUUCCCUGAUGAGCUGCGCUCUGAUAUCACCAUGCACCUCAAUAAGGAGAUCUUGCAGCUCUCGCUGUUUGAGUCCGCCAGCAGGGGGUGUCUCCGUUCCCUCUCGCUCCACAUCAAGACCUCUUUCUGUGCCCCCGGCGAGUACCUGCUGCGGCAGGGCGACGCCCUGCAAGCCAUCUUCUUCGUCUGUUCAGGCUCCAUGGAAGUGCUGAAGGAUGGGAUGGUUCUCGCUAUCCUCGGAAAAGGCGACCUCAUUGGAGCAAAUCUGUCUGUCCAUGACCGGGCGAUCAAGACAAAAGCAGACGUGAAGGCGUUGACAUACUGCGACCUCCAGUGCAUUAGUUUGAAGGGACUGUAUGAGGUGCUUGACCUUUACCCUGAAUACUCUCACAAAUUUGUUGAGGAUAUCCAGCAGGACCUCACUUACAACCUGCGGGAAGGACAGGCCAAUGACGUACCCUCAAGAUUGCCCAACAAAGCACCGGGCCCAGGAUCUCAGGGGGAAGGAAAGGGUAAUGGACGCAUCUCCCAGUGCUACCCCUCAAUUAUGGAAGACCAUGAAGAGAAGGAGUGUGUGCCCACCUCCACUCCGGAUGGGGACAAGGAGAGGCACAGGAUUCUCUACCUGAGGGAUUCAUCCACAGGGAACACCCCACCUGAGGAUUAUGAGGCCAAUCACAAUGCAGGGACAGACAGAAAGACCAGGAAGCCAGGAAAGAAACUGACGCUUCAUCUUUCUACUGACAACAUACUUGGCCCUGCAGACCUCAGGAUUGUGGAUGGUACAGAGGACAGUUCAGUUAUGGACAGCCAUGCUGUGGCCUUGGAGUUCUCCCAGCAUCAGCUUCACCAGUCCAGCACUAGUUCUGCCACCACUGCAGGUUUGCUUCAGAUUAGUACGGAAGAGUUAUCAGCAAAGACUGAGGAAACAAGAGGACAGUUACUUCAGCUGAAUCAAGAGGUCAGAACGGUGAGUAAGGAGGUCUCUGAGCUGGGCCAAGGCAUGCGGAAUAUGAUGUUCCUCCUGGAAGAGCUUCUCUCUGGGCGUAACACCCCAGCGUUCUGCCCCGCCCACUCAUCAGACAACUGCCCUGCCCAUGUGACCUGGGCAGCCCCUCCCCCGCCUCCUUCCUGUUUGCAGUUUCAACAGGACCCUGCUGCACAGGUCAUCCAGAGCUCCUCCUCAGUCCAGGCCCCAAACUCUGUUCCCUCUGAGGGUUGCACACAAGCACCCCUCACAGUCUCCCCCUGCUGCCCCGUGGACGCUGCCAUUCAGGGCCGGGCUCGCUGGCUCUCUGCGCUCUCACAGCCUGGAGAAUACCUUUGUUUCUUGUGA